Messenger RNA from Planococcus citri (citrus mealybug), 2286 nucleotides. RefSeq names its product translation elongation factor EF-1alpha (GTPase) HBS1 (gene HBS1). Gene Ontology annotation, biological process: translation. Gene Ontology annotation, molecular function: GTPase activity; GTP binding. The record is from RefSeq and is a predicted model, not a curated record. NCBI's taxonomy places the organism in Eukaryota, Metazoa, Arthropoda, Insecta, Hemiptera, Pseudococcidae. The coding region runs from base 141 to 2024 and encodes 627 amino acids. The transcript has 14 exons.
GUAGUAAAUCGUGAUUUUUUCAAUCAUGAACUACAAUUUUGAUUUUAAAAUUAAUUUUAAUGUAUAUUAAUUACUUCUGGAUAGAAAAAUCAUAGCUAAAUUAGGUAUCUUUUAAAUUAUUAUUUAUAUUUCAUUGCAUCAUGUCACGACACAGAAACAUACGCACCUAUCAUUACAGCGAAGAUUACGGAGAUGAAGUGGAUGCAGAUAUAUAUGGACAAUCUGUCGAAGAAGAUGUUUGUCUAUCACCCACUGAAGAAUCAUUCAUCUAUAAUCGGAAUCAUGCCGCGAGAAAUGUGUCUUCCUUUUUUGAUAAUACUUCUACAAGUUCUGGGAUAAAAGUUCAAUGUGGAGAUGAAAGUUCUUCGAUAGAACAGACCAACAAUAUGCAAAAUUCAAAGCUAGAAAUACAAAAUGCUAACGAAAGAAUGCUACCGGAAAGGAUAUCGAAACUGGAAACAUCACCGAAACCAGUAAAAGUUGUAUAUCCUGCGAAAAGCACCGUAGUCGAAGGAUUCGAUGUUUCUGUAUCAGAAACUGAUAAACAAAAAUCUUCCCAAGACACCCUAGUUGAUUCAAAUUCUACCUCAUCGCGUUAUCGAGAACCCUCCAAAACUGCAACCGAAGUCAGUAUAAACAAAUCGGAAAAAGAAGACGAAAACUCCAAUAUAAAAAUGAAAUCGGAAGAAGAAACUAGUAAUAAAGAUAUCGAAUCGAAAUUCAACGCAGCUCGCGGUUCACGCAAACAAAACCUAUAUUUAAUCGUCAUCGGACACGUCGAUGCUGGAAAAAGUACUUUGAUGGGACAUUUACUCCAUAAAUUAGGCUGUGUUAAUCAGAAACUAAUGCAUAAGUACGAACACGAGACGAAAAAAGUUGGCAAAAGUUCGUUCCUGUAUGCUUGGAUUUUGGAUGAAAUUGGCGAAGAGAGAAAUCGUGGAAUCACUAUCGACGUAGCGAGGAAUAAAUUUGAAACGAAUAAAUUUAUAGUUACACUUUUGGAUGCUCCCGGUCAUAAGGAUUUCAUUCCUAAUAUGCUUACAGGCGUUACUCAGGCUGACGUCGCUAUUUUGGUUGUUGAUGCAACAAACGGAGAAUUCGAAACUGGAUUCGAAAGCGGAGGACAGACCAGAGAACAUACUUUGAUUGCACGAUUUUUAGGUAUUAAUCAAUUAGCCGUCGUUGUGAAUAAAAUGGAUAACGUUGGUUGGUCCCAAGACCGAUUUAAUCAAGUUCGUAAAAAAUUAUCAACGUUUUUGAAUCAAGUCGGAUUCAAAGAAACCGACGUAACUUACGUACCAUGCUCCGGAUUAAGCGGAGAAAAUCUAGUACAAAAGGUCAACGAACCGGCAUUAAAAUCUUGGUACAAUGGACCUACGCUGAUCGAUUUAAUCGAUUCUUUCCAAUCACCUAAACGUCAUUACGAACGAGCUUUCAGAAUGGGAAUUAAUGAUAUAUUCAAAGGCACCGGAACCAUACCUUGUUUAAGUGGUCGAAUAGAAAGUGGCUACGUUAACGUUGGUAAAAAAGUAUUAGUGCAACCUUCUGGCGAGGUUGCCACCGUUAAAGCUUUAUACGUUGACGAAGUCAGCGAAAACACCGUUUAUGCGGGAGACUACGUGAAUGCUGUGUUGAUUAAUUGUGACACCGAGAACCUUUACGUUGGUUCUGUUCUAUGUGAUAUUGAAAAACCUAUUCCGAUUAGUACUAAAUUCGAAGCUAAAAUUGUUCUGUUUAAUGUCGUAAUACCCAUCACUAAAGGAUUUACGGUGAUUUUACACUUGCACAAUAUUAUCGACAGUGUUAUUAUCAAAAAGCUUAAUGCUCAAGUGCACAAAGUAACCGGAGAAUUAAUAUCGAAACGACCUCGCUGUUUACUUAAAAACACAGCUGCGAUUGUAACAAUCGAAAGUAGCCGACCGCUGUGUGUAGAACUAUACGAGAAUAUGAGAGAAUUUGGGCGAUUCGUAUUGAGAGAUGCUGGCGUUACGAUAGCUGCUGGUUUGGUUACUAAAGUUUUAUGAAAAUACUCACCAAUUAAAUCGAAAUGUUGAUUUUAUAAUGAUUUCCGGCAUGGUUCAAUGAACGAGGAAAAAAACAUUCAAAUGAUACGUGAUGCUCAUGGUACCAUAUCCGUCGUAAUCUGUUUCUAUUUUAAAGCGCUAUAAAGCGCAGUCACAUUUGUAACGCCGGACGUAAUCUACGAAUAAUUCUACCUGCUAAAUCCUUUAACCGUCGAUGGAUCGAUAUGAUAUUUAAAUAAAACUUGAUUAUCUCAACCAACAA